Emiliania huxleyi CCMP1516 is the source of this 1231-nucleotide messenger RNA. RefSeq lists its product as hypothetical. Bases 93 to 1160 code for a protein of 355 amino acids. The transcript is spliced from 5 exons. The record is from RefSeq and is a predicted model, not a curated record. Lineage: Eukaryota; Haptophyta; Isochrysidales; Noelaerhabdaceae.
CCGCGCCAUUUGUUGCGGUCGCCUUGCAGCCAUGCGAUGCUAACGAAUAAAAAAAAAUACGCCCUUUAGGCCUCCUUCUCUCCUCAACGGGCAUGAUACUGCGCCUCUUCCGCUCGGCCAUCUCCUCGCCGCGCCUGCCGCGCCUCUCCUCCCUUGCCGGCUACAGCGGGCUCGAGCUGAGCCUUCCGCAGCUCGAGGACGCGUCGGCGCCGCUCGAGGAGUGUGCGAGGCGCUCCCUCCGCGUCAUCUGCCGGCUCGGCCCGGUGGCGGACGCGUGCGACGCUGAGGCGCCGGCAGCGAACCAGGACGCCACGCACGACUACCUGCGCGCGAUCCAGCCCGUGUGGUCGGAGUUCCUCGAGGAGCACACGUCCGUCGGCAGCCGGCACGGGCGCGUCAACGCACAUGGCAACCCGCUCAACCACCACGUACUCGGUGUCUGCCACCUUCUGACGUCGGCCGACGGUGCGGCGCUCCGCGCCGCCGGCCUCGCGGAGGCUGUCGACAUCUACUCGCCCACCCGCCUCGCGCUCACCGCUCGCCACCUCGCCUCCGCCUCCGCCUCCUCCGCCUCCGCCUCCUCCGCCUCCGCUUCCUCCGCCUCCGCCAGCCUGCCGCCCACGGGCUUCGCCGGCAUCGGCGAGGAGAUGGAGGCGGUGGUGGAGGCGGCGGACUUGCUGUGCGCAGACGCGGCAGAGAUUGCGGCUGCGGACGAGGCGUCGCUGUGGCCGCUAGUGGAUGAGGUCUGGGCCGCCCAACAGCUGAACGGCGCCACGGAGGUGUACGCAGUCUGCAGCGCCGGCGGGGCGGGUGGGGGCGGCGAGGCGGGCGAGGAGGCGGCGGCGGCGGCGGUCGCGGCGCUCCUGCACCGCCGCUUUGAGGAGACGUCCUCCUGGCGCGCAGGCGCCGCCGAGAUUACCCGAGAUUGCCCGAGAUUGCCCGAGCAGCCGAGCGGAGGUCGGCGCAGGAGACGGCGGAGCGCGCGCGGCGGCGGUCCGAUGCGGCCGGGGGGCUGGGGCGCGCGGCGGCGGAGUUUGGCUUCUCGCCGCUCGAGCUGGACGGGCUCUGCCGGGCGAGCCUCAAGGAGCGGUGGAGGCGCCUCGCCCUCGCGGCGCACCCCGACGUGGCGGGCGGCAGCGGCGCGCGCUUCCAGACGCUGAGGGCGGCCUACAGGGUCUUGAUGCGAGCGGUGUGAGAUCUGUACCCCAAUCAUCCUCGCAUACCUGUACGC